UGUAUCUGUAUCUCGCACUUCCUGGAGUUCGUCUGUGGAUGACCAGACGGGAUCAGACCAAUUUUAUGAGGACACGGAGGUCUCGCCGUCGUUUUCUACUUCUCGGCAGCAGCAGCAGCAAGAUGAGCACCUGGGGACUGGCGCCCGUGGUUUCCCACGACCUGGGGACUCGAGCAGCAGCCGGGGAGAUCGCAGCGGGGGUGUGUUUUGUUACCCCGAGGACAACAACCGUGACGAGGACUUGCACCAAACAAUUUGGACACAGGAUCAACAUCUCCCCCGGAGUAGAACUAGGCACACAUCAAAUUCAUUGUCCGACGACGAUCUUCCCGGAUCGGCGCACCAGCAGGACCUUUUCUCUCCGAAACAAGAAGCAAAUAAAACUACACCGAAAGUAGAAGUGGAGCAUGGAUCUACGUCGAUGAUCUCUGGUCGUCGUGAUCACAACGACGACGACCACCAGGACGGGGUGAAUUUUAAUGCAGAAAAGCACUUCACUGACCCUGCUUCAAAUGCAAAGACUCCACAACGUUCCUCCUCC
Amoebophrya sp. A120 is the source of this 541-nucleotide messenger RNA. NCBI's taxonomy places the organism in Eukaryota, Dinophyceae, Syndiniales, Amoebophryaceae. The record is from the annotation of a GenBank genome assembly.